Oncorhynchus kisutch (coho salmon) is the source of this 7999-nucleotide messenger RNA. Its product is annotated as interferon-induced very large GTPase 1. The transcript has 11 exons. The record is from RefSeq and is a predicted model, not a curated record. Bases 149 to 6358 code for a protein of 2069 amino acids. NCBI's taxonomy places the organism in Eukaryota, Metazoa, Chordata, Actinopteri, Salmoniformes, Salmonidae. Gene Ontology annotation, molecular function: protein binding; GTP binding; zinc ion binding.
GAAAGUAAAUUCGACCACUUUUCUCUCUUUCUGUGGCUUCAGCCCACAGGGUUUUCGACUUGCAAGACAACAGGAGAAAUGAUUGAUAUGGGACCAGACCAGUCCUCUUCCUCUUCAGGAUUGUGAGGCCUCCUCUCUGAGAGUUAUAAUGAGUCAUCAGGGGGCUGAGGGUGGAGCCAUCCCUAAAAAAAGACAGAAGGAUGGGUCACCAAACAAGGAUAUUGAUGAGACCAUGGACCCUGAUAUGAGAAACCAUUUGAAGCAUCUCCAGCUACAUCCAGCUAGUCAUAUGUCUAUGAGUGACCAGUCAGUGACUUCAAGCAGAGACCCAAGUGAUGAUGGAGACCAAAUCAUAGAUGAAAGGGUCCAUCUGCGGAGACCAGUGUCACCAGCCCCCAGUUAUAUAUCCAUGAAAAGUGAUCAAUCUAUGGUUAUCCCUCUUGGAUUCAAAGAGGGAAACUUAUCUCAAAAAGAGGAAGUCCUUCUGGAGAGAGCAGAGUCUCCGACUCUGAGUUAUGCAUCAGCAAACAGUCACCAGUCAAUGGAUACGGAUGAGGAAGACGAGGAGGAGAACUCGGCUCCAAAAGAGAAGCCAGGAGAGGUGGUCUGUGAUGUAUGUGAGGUCCAAGCUGUGAAGUCCUGUCUGACCUGCAACCAGUACUACUGUGAGACCCACGUUAAGAAGCACUACACACUACCUAAACUACAGAGACACACCCUGGUGGAUGUGACUGGAGACCUGGAGGAGAGACUCUGUCAGGAACACCACAGAGCUCUGGAGGUGUUCUGCAGGACAGACCAGAAGCUGAUCUGCUGGGAGUGUUCAGUGACAAAGCACAAAGGUCAUGACACAAUCAUUGAAGAGAUAAAACAAGCUGGAAAACAGACUUUUGAUAGAGAUCAAUGUCGAGGACUAAAGCUGGCCUCAAUUGACGUGCUGCCCCUUCCUGGUGAGAUCCAGUUCUCGUCAGUGACAUCAGGCUCUGUGUCUCUGAGCUGGGGUUCUCCUGAGGGACUGACAGGACCACAGAUGUUCAGAGUGACUUGGGGAUGUGAUGGAGAAGAGAGGAGCCUGAGGGUGGAAGAUGGGUGUAAUGUUGAAAUAGAUGGACUCCAGCCUGGUGAAAAGUACCAGUUCAACGUGGCUACAGAGGGAGAAGAUGGCAGACAAAGCAGAUGGAUCUCAGCAUCUGUAUUCACUGUGGUCCCAGCACCCAUGGACUUACACAUAAAACAGUCUGGAGCGACCUCCUUCACUGUCAGUUGGUCCAAGGCUGAAGAAUUGGAGAAAGUCCCACAAUGCUUUCUCAUAUCCUACUGCAGCCUGGGAACAGAGACCCGCUCUGCCAAUACUGAGGACUCCUACAGAACUCUCUCUGGCCUGCAACCUGGUACUCAGUACAACAUCAGUGUCUCAACUGUGUUGAACAAUGGGGAGCAGAGCAAACGUCUCACUACAACCAUCUGCACAAACCCUUCGCCUCCAGGAAAUCUUGUUAUAUGGUCCUAUAGUGCGACCUCUGCUAAACUGAUCUGGGAUCAUCCUGAUUGCAUGGAGGACAUCCUGCACCACUUCAGGGUGACAUGGCGUGACAAUACCAGUCCAAGUGAGUCCUUCGCUAUCAAAGAAAGCGGUGGAAUUGUCACUGGUCUGACUCCAGGGACAGAGUACACCAUCACUGUCUGCACCAUUGACAAGAGAAAUAUGGAGAGUGACCCAGUCUGUACUACCCUACAUACAAAGCUCACUUUGAAACUUUUUAUGAAGAAGUUGGGACUGACACAGCAUUUUGAGGAGAAACUGUCGUUGAAUGCCGUGCUUUCAAUCGAUGGCCUAACGUUAGGAAAGAACCAUACGGUAACUCCUCAAUCUCUACCGUGGUGUUUUCUGAAAGAACUGAUGAGGAUGAACGUCUCAGCAAGGGAUGUAAAGUACAUCCCCACUGAUAAGAAGGAUCAUAUGAAGGUAAACCCCCUAGACCUGAUCACAGCCCUGUUUCUGUGCUCAGAUGGUUUCCUGCAGCAGGAGAUGGUCCAGAAAAUGUCCAUGUGUCAGUUUGCUGUUCCUCUGCUGCUGCCCAACUGUGACACAGAACAAAGCACUUUGAUGCUGUGGGCCUUGAGGGACAUAGUGAAGAAGUUCAGGCCGUCUUCACAAGCUGACUCAAAGUCCAUCAUAGAGAAGAGAAUUGUUGUCUCUGAUAUUCCCAUGGUGUCCUUUGUUAGGAUAGGAAAGAGCAGCUUGUCCAAGUCUCAGAUUUUGAACAAGUUGCUUAGUAACCAUCAACAGUACAAUGACACAUUUGUUCAUCAUGAUAUGGAAUGUGGAGAUGUCCCUCGGCAAAUCUCAGAUGGUCUGGUUGAAAUCAGCUGGUACUUUCCAUGUGGGAACAGAAACAUAGACAUCUUCACUAAGCCUGUGGCGGUGGCCAAUCUCAGAGGAGACAUCAGGUCCUUUGAAACAAAGUUCUCCUUUCUGUGUCAAACAUCAGCUGCAGUUUACAUUUUUUGUAAUGAAUUAGAUGCAUAUUCUGAGAUUUUGGAACGCAGAACUGGAAAAGCAGAGUUAUUUCAGGUUGUUGACUCUCAGAAAAAUAAAAUCACAGAAAACACAUUUAGAAAACUCACCACAGAAUUCAGUAUCAAGCCAACAAAUGUGAUUGUUAAGGAAAAUGAAAAUGAUGCAGAAUUUGUAAAAACCUUGCAGUCAUCUGUCGGUGACAUCACCGAAACAAGUCCAAACAAACUGCCAAUUGAAAACAUGGCUGACGUGGCUCGUCAGAGUGGGAUUCUGGUUGAUGAAGACAGUGAUGAGUGUCAGAGUGCCAGGAAGACAGCAAAUGAUAUCACCAGGAACAUCAAAGACACAAUUCAAUUCAAAGAUGAACAGCUACCCUUACAAGGGCAAAUCUGGAAAGAGCUUUCCCAGUUGGAGAAAGAGAGAUGUAGGCUGAGAAAAGCAGGGGGUCAGGAAAUUGAACACUACAAGAGCUCUCUGAAGAAAAGGGAAAUAAAACUGAGAGAGAAGCAACAAAGAUUUGAGAUGACAAAAGCAAUAAAAAACAUAACUGGCAUGUCAAGCUCAAAAGUGGAGCGAUCCUAUUUCCUCAAAUGGAUGCAGAUUAAUUUGGACAAUCUGUCUCGGCAGAACUUGUCUGCUUUGCGGAAGCAGUACAAAGAGCUUUGCCAAAAUCAUCCAGAGAAAAAAGACAUUGCCGAUUUGGAUAGGCAAAUGUGUGACUGUUCCCUGGGACUUGAACACUUCCUGCGUGAGUUGGGCCAGCUGUAUGAAGCUUCCUGCUAUCUCCCUAAAGACAAUCCAGAAUGGAAACAGAUGGAGCAUCUCCCUGGAUUGUGUGCUCAGAUGCUGUUGGAUGGUUUCCCCAUUGAGCUUGUGGAUGGAGAUGCAUCAAAUAUCCCUCUGAAAUGGAUAUCAGCUGUUCUGACUGAGCUUCAUACUCUUGUGGACUCUAACAGCAAGAUCCGGGUCGUCACAGUUUUAGGGGUCCAAAGCACAGGGAAGUCCACUCUCCUCAACACCAUGUUUGGGGUCCAGUUUGCUGUCAGCAGUGGAAGAUGCACCAGAGGGGCCUUCAUGCUGCUGAUUAAAGUCAACAAAGACCUCAAGGAGGAGCUGAAAUGUGACUUCAUCAUGGUCAUUGACACAGAGGGGUUGAAAUCACCAGAGUUGGCUCAACUAGAUGACAGCCAUGAACAUGACAAUGAACUGGCAACACUGGUGAUUGGACUCAGUGAUGUCACAAUAAUUAACAUGGCCAUGGAGAACUCCACAGAGAUGAAAGACAUUCUGCAGAUUGUUGUUCAUGCUUUUAUCAGGAUGAAGGAAGUGGGGAAGAAGCCGAUAUGUCAUUUUGUGCACCAGAAUGUGUCAGACAUGUCUGCUCAUGACAACAAUAUGAGAGACAGGAAGAAGUUGUUGGAACAGUUGAAUGAAAUGACCCAGGCAGCAGCCAGAAUGGAGAAGAAGGAGAAUAUCAGCAAGUUCACUGACGUGAUGGAGUAUGAUCCAGACACUAGCAGCUGCUACAUCCCAGGACUCUGGCAUGGGACUCCCCCUAUGGCUCCAGUCAAUGCUGGCUACAGUGAGGCUGUGUAUGAUUUCAAAAAGAGCUUGAUGCAAGACUUAAUAAAAUGCCAGAGUAAUGAUGACAUUACACAUUUCCUGAAGUGGACACAAAGCUUGUGGGAGUCCGUGAAAUUUGAGAAAUUCAUCUUCAGUUUCAGAAACAGCUUGGUUGCAGAUGCAUACUCCAGAUUAUGCUCUGAAUACAAUGGUUGGGAAUGGAACUUCCAGAAGGAGAUGUAUUCCUGGAUUGUAAGUUCUGAAACCAAAAUGUCAAACUUUGGCAUAACAGAUCUAAAUCCCCAGAGGUCCAUAAGAGAUGUGCUAAAAUACUUGAUGAUAGAAGCAUCUGAGAAACUGUCAUUGGGAGAAAAGGAAAUCCAAGACAAUCUAGUAAAAUACUUUGAAAAGCAAGAUGGCCAUGUCAAUCUGGUGGAAAAAUACAGGGAGGACUUUGUGUCCAGUGCUAAAACACUGAGACGAGAGACAGAAAACACAGUGAGGAACAAACUGCUAGGAGCUGUUGAGAUCAAAGAGGGAAUGACAGAACUGAACAACAUCAAGAGUUCUCAGACAAGUACAAUGGAGAGAAAGGUGCUGGCUUUGCUGCAAACCUGUAGACAGAAAAAAACUGAUUUAUCAGAUAAGAAACUCCAAGAAGAGUUUGAAAGUAUGUGGGAGGAAACUCUGUCUGAGAUCAAUUUUAGUGGACUGCCAAGGAGAGAUGUGGCUCAGGAUGCCUUCCUCAUGUUAAGUGGAAAUCUUUCACGAAGGGGGAGUCAUGUAAAUAGUAUAUUGGUAAGAAACAAUUUGGUGGAUUGUGGGAAGACAGACUUUGUUGUGAAAUCAGUUCAUUGGUGGCGGAAUGCUGAAGGCUUUGCAAAGCACAUGGAUCAUUACCAUCACAGGAAAAAACUACAAGUCUUCUGUGAUGACAUCAUAACACAGUGUCAUGAGUUUAUAACCCAGAAGGUGGAAAGUAAAACAGAUUACCAUGACACUUCCAUCAAAGAGCUGCUGAACAGGAUUGAUGAAACAAUUAAACAAUACAUGAAACGUAAAGUUAAUGAAGAGUGUGAGAUCCAUCUGAAGCUACACAUCUGUGGCAUAGCAGCCAGAGAGUUCCAGAAGAUGCAUAAUCAAUUCAUUGUAUCCAACGACCCCCGAAUGUGUCUGGAACAGUCUAAGAACAAGUACCUUACUGAUUUCAAAGACUUAUUUCAUAACCGAGACCAGUGCCUAAAGAAAGCUGAGGAGUUCUCAAAGCUCUUACAGCCAGCUGUCCAGGACUAUGUGACCAAAAUGAUUGGUCCUGAUGUAGUUGAUGAAAUGAAGACUGGUAAAGGGUCAGAGGAUUACAGCACACGGACGUCCUUCCAGUUCUCUGUUCUGAAACAGCUCCUGACUGAUGGAGAAUAUGAGAAAUAUAGAAAGUACAUAGGGAAUUAUGAAAAGUUUGUGAAGGACUGGCUGUUUGACCAGAUUGUCCAACAACUCUCAAAGGACAGCAGACUGGAGAAAUCAGAGAAGAAACAUCUUUCAGAGAUAGUCAAGAUAAUCACUGAUGCCAUUUCUAUCAGAAAAACACACAGCACUAUAGAAUGCAUCAAGACUUUCAUUCAAAACAUCUGCAGUGCUCUUGGAGAGAAGCUUGUCUUUCCAAAGGAUGCUCUGGAUUCCGUUAUGAUUCUGAACUCUGCAAACACAGAUCAGUUUGCUGACUACCUCACAGAGUUUGUGGGGGAAAUGAAGCAGACCGUGACAUCAGAGUAUGAACAGAGGACUGACAUCAAAGAGAGGCUCAGAUCUCUGCCAUUCAAGCCUCAGGACAAUAUGUUCACCAGCCAGUUUGGCUGUGGGGAGGUAUGUCCCUUCUGCAAAGCACCCUGUGAAGCAGGAGGUAAGGAGCAUGCCAAACACUUUACCUCCAUUCACCGUCCACAGGGUGUCAAGGGUUGGAGGAAUGUAAAGACAAAGGUGCUAUGGACUAAUAUAUGUUCCUCUGAUGUAAUUAGUGACAACACAUUCCAGACCUCCCUGACAGGAGACAAACCUCACCCCUACAAGGACUACCAGACAUAUUACCCUGACUGGAUCAUAACUGGAGAUUCCAGCAUUGAGGCUUCAGACUACUGGAAGUAUGUGAUGGCUACAUUCAAUGAGACAAUUGCUAAAGACACAGAUGCACUCCCUGCAGAUAUCCCAGAGGACUGGAAGGUAUUAACACAUGAUGAUGCAAUGAAGAGCUUGAAAAACAUAUUCAACAUGAAAUAAAGUGGAAAAUGAUAGCAUGACUCUUCUUGACCUAAACAUAAAAUUGGCCAAUCAAAGAUAUCAGACAUGGCAACCAGAAAUAACUCACCGAGCAUGAACAUGGCAACACAAAGCCAAGAGCCAUUCAAUCAAUCAAGAACUUUUGAAAUAAAUAGCACUUCCAAAACAAUUAGUGAUUUGAAAAACAACAAAAAGGGGCCCACGACACUAGUUUUGACAUUCAGCUGAUGGAUGGGGCUAUGGAAAUGACUAGUAAAACAUUACAUGUUGGUAUUCAGCUGAUGGAUGGGGCUAUGGAAAUGACUAGUAAAACAUUACAUGUUGGUAUUCAGCUGAUGGAUGGGGCUAUGGAAAUGACUAGUAAAACAUUACAUGUUGGUAUUCAGCUGAUGGAUGGGGCUAUGGAAAUGACUAGUAAAACAUUACAUGUUGGUAUUCAGCUGAUGGAUGGGGCUAUGGAAAUGACUAGUAAAACAUUACAUGUUGGUAUUCAGCUGAUGGAUGGGGCUAUGGAAAUGACUAGUAAAACAUUACAUGUUGGUAUUCAGCUGAUGGAUGGGGCUAUGGAAAUGACUAGUAAAACAUUACAUGUUGGUAUUCAGCUGAUGGAUGGGGCUAUGGAAAUGACUAGUAAAACAUUACAUGUUGGUAUUCAGCUGAUGGAUGGGGCUAUGGAAAUGACUAGUAAAACAUUACAUGUUGGUAUUCAGCUGAUGGAUGGGGCUAUGGAAAUGACUAGUAAAACAUUACAUGUUGGUAUUCAGCUGAUGGAUGGGGCUAUGGAAAUGACUAGUAAAACAUUACAUGUUGGUAUUCAGCUGAUGGAUGGGGCUAUGGAAAUGACUAGUAAAACAUUACAUGUUGGUAUUCAGCUGAUGGAUGGGGCUAUGGAAAUGACUAAUAAAACAUUACAUUUUGGGUUGUGAUUAAGACAGACAGUUCUGGUCAUGAGGCAUUUAUAUUCAAUCACUGGGUAAAUAUACAAAUCUGAAUUGACCAUUAACAGCUUCCCAAAUAUCAAACUGUAGCUUUAAAGAAAGGAACUGUGAAAAUCAGUCACAGCCACCUGUGACAAUCCGUGAUGGCUGUAAGGAUAGUGACAUCACUGACUGACAGCUACCAGCAGGCUGACGUAGAAGGGAAGGUGAAGUUGUCAUAACUGCUGUAGAUCACUAUAUCACCUGGACGGGAGUAUAGUCUUUCAUGUUAACGUUGUCAAAUGUAAGAAUGUAUACACCUAUAUUUUAAUUUACAAAUCUCAGCAUUAUUUUAUUGAUGAAAAAUGCUUUGAACACAAUUCUAUGAUUUUUCUACUUAUCGUCAUAUGAACAAAUAUGUAUAACACAUCAUUGAAGGACUUUAUGAAUAAAAAUUGUUUUGACAUUAAGUUCAUUUUUACUUUAUUCCCUCAUAAAUAAAACUAUUGGUCAAAGCCUUAUAUUUAGAAAUAAUAUUUCUUAAUAUGUUAAAAUACUUUUGACAUAUCAUUGCUUUACCUAAUCGGAAUCAUAGAAGACAUGGUAAAGUUAUCAUGUGUUCAGAUGGCUUCAUGAUUAUAUGGUCAGCUAUGAUGACAUACACUGAACAUGUUAUCAGGUACUGUACUUUUCAUGUCAGCAAUAAUAAUGUCUGUAUAUAAAG